UUCACAUUUAAUUAUGCGAAAAUCUCUUCCGGAUUUCGAAGUGUGAGUUAAGGGCUGUGUGUAUGUUUUUCUUUCACUUUUUCCUACAGCAAACCGAAGUAAUGAAGCGCAGACUUAACUCAUUCUGGGAAUAAUUACACAAGCCGUUAUGUCUUUUUGACACGCAGCCACGCAUAAGAUGAGGGUGUGCUUGCCUAGCGAGUGCCAGUCCGGCAGCCUCGCUUCUGCUUCCUGUGUCUCCGCCACUGCUUCCUCCUGCCAGUGCUGAUAACAAUCCAGGGAGAGCCUGAAAUCUUGGCCAUGUCCUCAGGAAACACGAUGUCUUUGUGGUGCUUGCUGGUGCUUCUGGCUCUCCCAGACCCCACUGUGAGCACCAACCCUGGAGUCAAGGUCCAAAUUACCCAGCAAGGUUUGGACUAUGGCCGACAAAUUGGAAUUGCGUAUCUGCAGGAGAAUCUGAUGUCUGUAAAUAUCCCUGAUAUCUCUGGAUCUAAGGAUGUUUCUCCCAUUGGUGACGUCGAGUACAGACUCUCAGGUAUGAGAAUCACAGACUUGGACCUGCCGCAGUCCUCUCUGGGCCUCGUCCCUGGCACUGGCAUCAGUCUGUCCAUUGGCGACGCCUUCAUCAAUCUGCACGGAGACUGGCAUGUCACAUACCUCGGGUUCAUACAAGACAGUGGAUGCUUUGAUGUGGCCGUAAGUGGUCUGACCAUCAAGGCCACCUUCGGUGUGGGCAGCGACGAAAUGGGACGACCCACCGUAAGCAGCGAUGACUGCACUGCCAGUGUGGGUGGCAUCAGUGUCAAGUUUUAUGGGGGGGCCAGUUGGUUGUACAACCUUUUCACAAGCUUCAUCGAUCAAGCCUUGCGCAAUUCUUUAGAGACAGAGAUCUGCUCUUUGGUGCAUAAUGCCCCCCUGAAAUCUCUGAAUGCUAGAGUGGAUAAGUAUGCCGAAAUUGAGUACUCCAUGGUUACUCCUCCCUCCAUUUCAAACUUCCUCAUUGAGUUAAGCUUAAAGGGUGAGUUUUACAACAUCGGCCAACACCAGGACCCUCCCUUCUCUGCGCCACCUUUCUCCCUGCCCCCUCAGAACAGCAGCAUGCUGUACAUCGGCCUGUCCUCCUUCACGGCCAAUUCAGCAGGCUUUGUCUACAACCGAGCCGGAGCUCUCAGCCUGUACAUCACCGACGACAUGGUGCCCUCAAGCUCUCCCAUACGGUUGACCACCGAAACAUUUGGAGCUUUCGUUCCAGAGAUCUCCAAACGCUUUCCUGACAUGAUGAUGAAGCUCCUGGUGAAGACAUCUACACAGCCCAACGUGACAUUUGAGCCCAAUAACAUGACUCUGCAGGCCAUGGGAACUCUCACGGCCUAUGCCAUCCUACCCAACACUACACUGGAGCCUCUCUUCAUCCUUAACAUGGAUGCCAGUGUCAGUGGCAAUUUCUAUAUAAGUGGACAGAAACUGGCUGGAUCUCUGCAACUGAACGGAAUUGACAUGGGACUGGGAACCUCAUAUGUGGGAGAACUUCAGACCCUUUUACAGAUGAAACCUCUCUUCAACAUCUUCAUCAAACUGGUCGUAAUACCAAAAGUUAAUGAAUACCUUCAGCAGGGUUUUCCUCUUCCAGCCAUCGGUAGAAUGAACCUCAUCAACAGCAAGCUGCAAGUCCAGAAGGACUACAUGCUGAUUGGAACAGACGUUCACUUCACACAGUGAUGUCCUCACACCCCGUGACUGGAGAUGUGCAUAAUCUUUGCUGCUUUCCUAACAGAUGACAACAGAAAGACAAUUAUAUACCAAAGUAUAAAUGUUUGGAUAUCUAAGGCAAAGAGGUUUGAACCUCACAUUCACUGAUCCAUGUCAUUAGUCAUCAGAAGAGCGAUGGGCACUACAGGGAGAGACAGACUCACCGUCAUGGAAAACAAGAUUUCGCAAGCCUGCGAUUUUAAUGACGGUUCCUUUUCAACAUUUUCCAGCAUACAGUCAUGUGAAAGAGAAAUGCACCUUCCGCGCUGCAGUGGUGCUGUGUGAAGUGCGGUGAAUGAUGCGAAAACUGCACUGUCGGUAUCAAUAAUGGUGAAAAUGAGUAUCUAAUCAGAUAUUAAUUUUUAAUAUCGAUUAGUAUCUGAGAAUCGAUUCUUUGACAACUCCAGUGUCUCAUUAUUUUCAACUCCAGCGUCAGCUAUAUCUUCAGUUUCUGAUCUUUUGCGGUACAUUUUUAGCGACGCAGCAGUGAAAAAGGUCCCCCCCCUUAAAGUUUCCAGCUGCGCCACUUUCCGAACGUUGCAUAGGCUGUUUAAACCGGUAUUGCGAUAAGAAAAAUUUAUAUAAGAACAAGAAUAAAAAAUGGUUUUUGGUAUGAACCGGUAUACCACCCAAUACUAUCCUGAAUAUCACAAAAGCAUAAGAUGCAGGAUGUUUUGAUAUUUCAAAACAUGGUGCACAUGAAAGGUACGAAAUAUCGCACUUUUUACAAUAUCAUUUAGCCCUAAGAUCACAAAAAAUGCAGUAUUUUGUAAGAUGAUGCCGCUAAGCAAUGGGUCUGAUCUUUGUUUUAGCGGCAAUUCUGACAUGGGAGGAAUCGUAGAAAGUAAAUCAAGCUAAAUGAUUUAAGUCAAAGCGAUGACAAAGACAGGCUAUGCUACUCCGAGAGGCUAAAUGGUCAACCGCGCUUUACUGGGUAAAUUUGUCACACCUGACAAUCCUCUUUUAAGAUUAUUGCAUUGCAGUCGUGCUGUGAUAAUAUUUAAGUUCUGCUUUGCAAGAUGUCCAUACCGUGGUAUUUUCAUUCCCUUUUUAUGUGAUAUGCUUCCACACAAUUGACCACGUAUUUGAACCCUGUACCAUCUUCCUUCCACCAUGUUGCCAAGUAAUCCAGAAGAAAAAUUUCAAUCAACGCUUUGUAAUCAUGGAGUAAUCAUGACAGCUCAAAUCUGUCAAGUCUGUUUUUGUCUACCAUAAUCAUUACCAAAUUCUCUAUCACUGUAAACAGAAAGUCAAUGUGGUGAUACAGCAUUUAUUUAUUUGUGUCACUGGUAAAUGUAAAUGACAAUCAGGAGAGGCCUGGAUGGCGAUCAGGAGGUAGGGAUCUUCCUUUCCUGACAGCCCUGUGGUGAUUACCUCCCCAUACAGCUCAGGGAUGAGUGGCUCAUGGCAUAACCUCUCAGGCUCUGAGAGUUGGCAGAUGUGAUCUGGAGGGAAAGCACCACAAAACAUGUGGGCCACUACGCAGGUAGCUGAACACUUACUGCAUGGUACAUCUCUAUCACACACAGCAGCUAAAAUGAACAAAGACAGGUCAUACCUUGACGAGCACAUAACCACCAGGACUGAUGGGAGAAGUGUGGGUGUCAUCACCAUGGAGUGGAACAUUGUCCCGCGGAAAGAUCACCUUUAUAUUCCCCUCGUUUCUUCCACACAAGUCCUGUGUGGAUCUUUUACUCUCCUGGAAAAUUAAGGUUAUGUAAACACAGAUUUAAACAAUGAGUCCCUACCUAGAAACAGUGGCAGUUUACAUUUUUGCACACAAAACAGUGCUUGCAGUACUUACUCCCUCCACUAGGAUAAGCUGUGUGCUUCCGAUCAGGCUGGUAUUGAUCCGUGCUGCCUCCUCUCUGAAAACACUUAUCAGCUCCUCUAGACGGUGCUGUUUCACCUCCACAGGCACGUCAUCUUUGAGACGGUGGAAAGCAUGGGUUUUCUGAAUGGAAAAUUAAAAAAAAAAUAAAGAAAAAUGUGACAAUUAAA
Messenger RNA from Brienomyrus brachyistius, 3750 nucleotides. RefSeq names its product bactericidal permeability-increasing protein-like. Bases 301 to 1719 code for a protein of 472 amino acids. Gene Ontology annotation, molecular function: lipid binding. The transcript has 18 exons. The record is from RefSeq and is a predicted model, not a curated record. Lineage: Eukaryota; Metazoa; Chordata; Actinopteri; Osteoglossiformes; Mormyridae.